AUGCCAGGCGGCAACAGGCCAAUAGGUGCCGGCGGGGUGGACAACGAGCGCGCGUCGGCGCAAGCUUGGAAAAAGGUCCAGCUUGGAAACAUAACUGUGGAUGUGGUCCUUGGUGGAAUGCGAGGGAUGAUUAAAAUGCUUUGGGAAACAUCCCUACUUGACCCAGAGGAGACCGGUUACAAAGAGACACCCUGGGGCGAUGCUAAGGCCAUAAAGGCUCUUGCGUCGCGGUGUGACGUAGUUGGGGAUUUGGGAGUGGAUGAUGCCACCGGCGCCUUCUCUGUCACCACGUACGACGCAAAUCACUGCCCUGGGGCAGUCAAGUUCUUGUUUGAGGGUCAAUUUGGUACCAUACUUCACACAGGGGACUGUCGGCUUACACCAGAUUGCGUACAGAAUUUGCCAAUGAAAUUUUUGGAGGGAGCUUCCAGCAUCGACAACCACUUCUACUCAUCUUCAUUUGAGAAAAAUAUACCUGUACUCCUUGGUUUGUUGAGUGUGUGGAAUGUUUCAUUUCUUGGUUAUCCAGCUAGAGCAAUAUUGCCAUAUUCCCAGGCACUUGAGAAAUUGGCACCACAUAUACAACAGCUUAGCAUGGAGAGUAACGGGAAGAUGGUUUUCCCAGACACUUACAUAUAG
Molecule: messenger RNA, 639 nt
Organism: Miscanthus lutarioriparius
Lineage: Eukaryota; Viridiplantae; Streptophyta; Magnoliopsida; Poales; Poaceae
Source: the annotation of a GenBank genome assembly